AUGGCCGCCAUUACCGACUCCUCAGCACAAGCAGCGCCAAAUAUGACGCCUGAGUAUGAGGUCAAGCUCCUGCUCAACCCCACCGCGGUCCUCGGCCCCAACAAGAAGCUCACGAGUACCGUCCUGUCGACCUUCGACAUGCCCACAAGCGUCACCAAGCUGAAUGUCCAGUUUCUCGACACUAGUUGCAAGGACAUCUAUACCGCCGGCUGGAGCGCCCGCAUCCGCAAGACUGAGAAAGAGGACGAUUUAGAGCUGACGUAUAAGAAGCGGUAUGCCAUCAUCGGCGGUGACAUUGACGUCGCGCUCACCACAGCUAAUAACGAUGGUUUCGACGCCGGCGACGCGAAUUACGAGGCGCAAGUCGAAUGGGGCUACCAGAAGCACACACUCUCUAUUAGCCAUAAGAAGAAGGCGGCGGAUGCUGGGAAUACAGGCAUGGACCUGCCGGGGACGAGCGACUCGUGUGCGAUGCUGAUCGGCGAAGCGCCCGAUAAGUUCGACAACUGGCGGUGUAGCAACUGGGGCACCGGCGCGUUGGCAAAGUCGCGUAUCUUUGGCCCGGUCCUCGCCAAGCGCUCGAUUGGCACGUGGGAGGGGAUGCGGCUCUACAUUGAGGUCUGGCCCAUCCGCAACUGCACGGGUACGGGGAUCGACUACCUCGUCGAGGCGUCUUUCAAGACUAAGGACCGCACGAUAGCCUCGACAAAGCACGACAGCCUCAUCUCCUACCUGGAGGGCAAGGGUUGGUUUCUCAAGGAGGACUCACUAAAGACGCAGCUCAUUAUGGAGCGCUAUUAA
This is a messenger RNA of Fusarium redolens, 801 nucleotides long. RefSeq lists its product as uncharacterized. NCBI's taxonomy places the organism in Eukaryota, Fungi, Ascomycota, Sordariomycetes, Hypocreales, Nectriaceae. The transcript has a single exon. The record is from RefSeq and is a predicted model, not a curated record. Bases 1 to 801 code for a protein of 266 amino acids.